Molecule: messenger RNA, 435 nt
Organism: Necator americanus (New World hookworm)
Lineage: Eukaryota; Metazoa; Nematoda; Chromadorea; Rhabditida; Ancylostomatidae
Exons: 3
Coding region: 1-435 (144 amino acids)
Source: RefSeq, a predicted model, not a curated record
AUGUCAACUUCGGUGCCUGAUCGACGCCAUAUUCCUGCUAAAGGCUUGUUAUCUGUUCUUGUCACUCUGCAAUUGUUUGUGGCCGUAAUAUUAUUCCUGGAAAAUUCUCUCAAUCUCACAAAAAACGCUGAACACUUCGAAAGCAAGGAAACGAAAGUCGUUGUGUUCGUUGCAUGGCUGGUGGUUUUAAUCUGGUUGCUCACCAUCUUAUUAUCACUCAUUGCCCUCUCCUCUAACUCCUGCAAUCUGCUGCUUCCACAUCUGGUUUGGACGGCCGCUCUUUGUGUCGUAUGUGUGUGUUGCUCCGUAACGCUCCUUCUGUCUGACACUCGUCCAUGGACGAUGAUAUUCUCUACAGGAAUCUCAAUCCUCUUAGGAGUUUCCAUAGUGUUUGAAACGAAGUGCUUUAUUGCUAUGCGAAAAUGUCUGCAUUAG